AUGAGCGACCAAGCUGCUGGCGUCGCCUCUGAUGCGGCCGAGCGGUGUGCUAUUGGUAUCUCCUUCGGAAACUCCAACAGCUCUAUCGCCUACACCUCGCCCGAUGGAAAAGCAGAGGUUAUUGCAAACGAGGAUGGAGAUCGCCAUAUCCCUUCCAUCAUCUCAUAUGUUGAUGGCGAUGAAUACCAUGGAACACAAGCCAAAUCCCAGGUAGUCAGGCAUCCAACCAACACCAUCGCGUAUUUCAGAGACUUCCUUGGAAAAGAGUUCAAAUCGAUAGACCCUACACCAUGCCACCAGUCCGCUCAUCCUAAGCAGCACGAAUCUACUAUCGCUUUCACAGUGCAAGAGACUAGCGGCGAAGAGUCAAGCACGCUUACCGUGUCCGAAGUUACCACUCGCCAUCUCCGACGCCUGAAGAAUUCCGCUUCUGAGUAUGUCGGCAAAGAGGUGAAUGCAGCAGUCAUCACCGUUCCUACGAACUUUGCGGAUUCUCAGCGAUCUGCUUUGAUGGAAGCUGCGAAGAACGCUGGUAUCGAAGUUCUUCAGUUCAUUCACGAGCCCGUUGCUGCGGUCGUCGCAUAUGAUGCUAGACCAGAGUCUGUUGUGACCGAUAAGCUCGUUGUCGUUGCUGACUUGGGCGGCACAAGAUCCGAUGUUACUGUCAUUGCAUCCAGAGGUGGAAUGUAUACCAUCUUGGCCACCGCCCACGACUACGAACUAGGAGGUGCCCAGUUGGACCAGGUGCUCAUUGAUCACUUUGCGAAGGAGUUCAUCAAGAAACACAAGAUAGACCCUAGAGAGGAAGCUCGAAGCUUAGCUAAACUAAAGCUUGAGGCAGAGGCUACCAAAAAGUCUCUUAGUAUCGGUACUAAUGCCUCUUUGAGCGUCGAGAGUCUUGCAAACGGUAUCGACUUUACUUCAACCGUGAACCGACUAAGAUAUGAAAUUCUCUCCGCCAAGGUCUUCGCAAACUUCACCGAGCUUAUCCAACAGGCUGUACAGAAGGCUGAGCUUGAUUUACUUGAUAUUGACGAGGUCAUUCUCUGCGGUGGAACGUCUCAUACCCCAAAGAUCGCUCGCCUUGUCCAGGGCCUAUUCUCUGAAUCCACCACUGUUCUCGCGCCAGCUACUUCCCCUGCUGCCAUUCACCCAUCCGAUGUGGCUGUCAGAGGUGCCGCAAUCCAGGCUUCUUUGAUAGAAGAGUUCGAAAUGGCCGACAUCGAGCAAUCCACUCACCCGAUGGUCACGGUUACCCCUCACCUUAGCCACGCCAUUGGAGUCCAACUUAUUUCUGCUACCGAGUCAAAGGGUAUCUUCAAGCCGCUCUUGAACACCGAGACUGCUCUCCCAGCCCGUCGAUCAGCCCAGUACCCCGCGCCAAAGGACGGUGGUGAUGUUCUCAUCCGUGUUUGUGAGGGCACACGUGAGAUUAAGGUCAUAAAAGCAGAACCUAAGCCAAAGGCUGAUGAUGAUGACGAAGACGACGACUCUGAUGAUGAGGAAGAUGAAGAAGAGGAAAUCCGCGAGGUUUCAUGGAACGUUGCCAAGCCACUCGCCGAGUUUGCCAUCCGCGACGUCAAGCCUAAUGGUAAAGUCGAGGUUAUGGUUAGUGUUAAUGAGCAGCUUGCUGUCCAAAUAACCGCCCGCGAGAUUGGUGGAAAGGGAGGUGUCCGUGGCGCUGUGGAAGCUCCACAGGUGGUUGAGAACGGUGCAUAG
Arthroderma uncinatum is the source of this 1719-nucleotide messenger RNA. RefSeq names its product heat shock protein. NCBI's taxonomy places the organism in Eukaryota, Fungi, Ascomycota, Eurotiomycetes, Onygenales, Arthrodermataceae. Gene Ontology annotation, molecular function: ATP-dependent protein folding chaperone; ATP binding. The record is from RefSeq and is a predicted model, not a curated record. Gene Ontology annotation, cellular component: nucleus; cytosol. The coding region runs from base 1 to 1719 and encodes 572 amino acids. The transcript is spliced from 5 exons. Gene Ontology annotation, biological process: protein folding.